This is a messenger RNA of Leguminivora glycinivorella, 762 nucleotides long. RefSeq lists its product as uncharacterized. Gene Ontology annotation, cellular component: mitochondrion; mitochondrial small ribosomal subunit. The record is from RefSeq and is a predicted model, not a curated record. The transcript is spliced from 3 exons. Gene Ontology annotation, molecular function: structural constituent of ribosome. The coding region runs from base 107 to 700 and encodes 197 amino acids. Gene Ontology annotation, biological process: mitochondrial translation. Lineage: Eukaryota; Metazoa; Arthropoda; Insecta; Lepidoptera; Tortricidae.
GUCAGGUCGUCAGGUUAUUAAAAUUGUAAUUGAGUCGGACUCGGACUGAGGAUUGUAGCUUCAGUGGGGUUAAGUACACUAUUUUUGAUAUAAAAGAUAGUAAAAUAUGACUUCAACUGUAGUAAAAUAUGUUGGGAGGACAACUAAUUUUCAAGGCAAAACUUUAUGGGAGAUUGUUGGUAGCCUCAAAGGACUAGGUGUUGGUAGAUACAUCGUGAGAUCAGUUUUCGAGCGCUAUCCCGAGUCCAGUUUUAUGAAAAUUGUUAAAGUAGAAACUUGCCCUGAUGAGGAACGCCGUAGAGUAAGAGUCUGGGUGGAGAAAACGUUUAGAGGAAAGAAAUUAGACAAGCUGACAGAAAUAUAUAGAACUUCAUACAAACCUGACUAUAAACUUAUUCCGAAGAAUGAAGAGGCUAAACUGCUGGCUGCAUUAGAAGCUGUGAAUAAGCAACCAGAAGUGAUUCUCCCCAAUACUAUUGAGAUGCCGCCCUUGAUGAAGAAGUUUAUUGUCAAGGACCAUGAGAAAAAGGGCCUUGAGGUCAUGAAAGAGUUCACAAUGCCACUCAGCUACAACCAUACUCCCAACAGAAUCGCGAGGAUCGCCAAACCAGGCGAGAAACCAACAGUGCAGUUUUCCAUGGGCCUCGGCCAGCCCGCUAGCCACUCACUCUACAAGGGGGUACCUCUUAACACACACUAGAACUAUUGAGUUCAAAUGUAGAUAUGUACAUUUAUAGGUUUUAAUAAAAUGCUUAGAUAUCA